AAUUAAAAGUUUUCUUGGACGUUUGAAGUUUGUGACUAACGUUUGUGUUCCCGCAGGGAUUUUAACCAGCGAGAAGCCAAUUCCAAAAUUUUCGAAGGAUAUAGGGAAAAUUGCGCGCGCACUUACGUCAUGGCUAAGUUCACCGGCUUCUACUUGUAGUCGAAGAAGAACGAUUUUCUAGUGUGGCGCGAUAGUCGGCCAUAUUAGGUGUACGUGAGUGUAAGAAAUAUAACAGCCGAGAAUUUGUGAAGUGAAGUGAAUUUAUAAUCGCCUUAAAUAUGUCCGAGAGGGAAGAUAACGUUUACAAAGCUAAGUUAGCUGAACAGGCUGAACGGUAUGAUGAAAUGGUUGAAGCAAUGAAGAAAGUGGCUAAACUGGACACGGAAUUAACGGUGGAGGAACGGAACUUACUGUCGGUAGCGUACAAGAAUGUCAUUGGUGCCCGUCGCGCUUCCUGGCGCAUUAUCUCAUCCAUCGAACAAAAAGAAGAGAGCAAAGGUACCGAUGACAAGCUCGAAAUGAUAAGGCAAUACCGCGGUCAAGUUGAGAAGGAAUUACGGGAUAUCUGCGCCGAUAUACUCACUGUCUUGGAUAAACACCUAAUUCCAGCAGCAGGCACUGGGGAGAGCAAAGUUUUCUACUUUAAGAUGAAGGGUGAUUACCAUAGAUAUCUGGCAGAGUUUGCAACUGGUGCGGAUCGCAAAGAAGCAGCGGAACACUCAUUGGUUGCGUAUAAAGCGGCAAGCGACAUUGCGAUGACUGAACUUCCACCUACUCAUCCGAUCAGACUUGGUUUGGCCCUUAAUUUUUCUGUAUUUUACUACGAGAUCUUGAACAGCCCGGAUCGUGCGUGCCGAUUGGCAAAAGCAGCGUUUGACGAUGCAAUCGCGGAACUGGAUACCCUGUCGGAGGAAAGUUAUAAAGACAGUACGCUUAUAAUGCAACUGCUGCGUGACAAUCUGACAUUGUGGACGAGUGACAUGCAAGGUGAUGGCGAAGCAGAACAAAAGGAGCAGUUACAAGACGUGGAGGAUCAGGACGUGUCGUAACUCAUGUGCGAAGUCUCCGCGCGCCCCUCAUCACCCGUAAAAUGAAGCUUACAUAAUUAUAAAAUACCGUUUUAAAUUGAAAAAAACAAAAAAAUGAUAGGACACUCACUGUCGAUGAUCGGACCGCGUGCGUGUGUGUGUACGUAACAAUAUAAAUGAUGAUAAUGAUAAUAAUGAUGAUGAUUAUGUGCUCUGUCUUCGUCGUAAUAUGUUCGUCGUGGCGUGCGUGCGUGGGUUGCGCCCUUUUCUUACCCCUUCCACUAAGCUCUUGUCUUAUCUCCUAAUUAAAGAAAAAUAAAGACACACCCGUUAAUUCGCCUUUUCACACACAGAAAAAAAUCAUACAUAGUAUUACACAUGUUAUCAUUAUUAUUGUUUUAAUAAUAAAUGUUUUAAUGUACAGUGUGAGACCGAUCACCUAUAGCAUGCACACGCGGUGUGUCUCCUCCUUUUGAUCUUCGUCAUCAUCAUCACCCAGUAUAUAACAUAUACAUACUGUAUUAUUACUAUUAUAAUUAUAAUUGAACUAUA
Molecule: messenger RNA, 1580 nt
Organism: Agrilus planipennis (emerald ash borer)
Lineage: Eukaryota; Metazoa; Arthropoda; Insecta; Coleoptera; Buprestidae
Gene: 14-3-3epsilon
Product: 14-3-3 protein epsilon
Exons: 4
Coding region: 279-1049 (256 amino acids)
Biological process (GO): signal transduction
Cellular component (GO): cytoplasm
Source: RefSeq, a predicted model, not a curated record